This is a messenger RNA of Tribolium madens (black flour beetle), 1641 nucleotides long. RefSeq names its product trehalase-like. The transcript has a single exon. NCBI's taxonomy places the organism in Eukaryota, Metazoa, Arthropoda, Insecta, Coleoptera, Tenebrionidae. The record is from RefSeq and is a predicted model, not a curated record. Gene Ontology annotation, biological process: trehalose catabolic process. Gene Ontology annotation, molecular function: alpha,alpha-trehalase activity. The coding region runs from base 6 to 1640 and encodes 544 amino acids.
UCGAAAUGAAACACUUACUUCUCCUACCACUGUUUUGCUUCUUUGAAACAGUUUUUUCUCAGUCAUUACCAUCAUGUGAGAGUAAAAUUUACUGUCAAGGAAAAUUGCUGGACAAAAUCCAAAUGGCUCGGCUUUUCAACGAUUCAAAAACUUUCGUCGACAUGUCGUUAAAAAAUCCGGAAGACACAGUCCUUGAAAAUUUCGACAAGUUACUCGAGGAAUCUGAUAAUAACCCAAGCAAGGAUGAUUUGCAAAAAUUCGUUGAUGAUAAUUUCGAGAAUUUCGAGUUGGAAGAGUGGAGUCCUGAAGAUUACAAUGAAAAUCCCCAAUUUUUAGAGCAAAUCAAAGACGAAAGUGUUAGACAAUUCGCUCAGGAUUUGGUUAAACUUUGGCCAAAAUUUGGUCGAAAAAUGAAACCCGAAGUCAAGGAAAACCCCGAUCAGUAUUCUGUAAUUCCAGUCACCAACGGGUUUAUUGUCCCAGGAGGUCGCUUCAACGAGUUUUACUACUGGGACACUUACUGGAUUAUCAAAGGGCUUCUUUUAUGCGAAAUGCAGGACACAGUGAAGGGCAUUUUGGAGAAUUUUUUCGAAAUUGUUCAAAAUUACGGUUUUGUGCCAAAUGGGGCAAGAGUAUACUAUUUAAAUCGGUCGCAACCACCCCUUCUCACCCUUAUGACAGCCAGUUAUAUGAAAGUUUCAGACGACACGCAAUGGCUGGGCCAAAAUAUUGAUACUUUGGAAACUGAAUUGAAUUUUUGGAUGAAAAAUCGAACAAUUCAAGUUGAAUUAGAUGGAAGUACCUAUAACUUGUUUCGUUAUGACUCUGAAAGUGGAAGUCCUCGGCCUGAAUCGUACUACGAAGACGUCCAAAGUGCUAGUACUUUGGAAAAUGAGGACCAGAAAGUCCAAUUGUGGGCCGACUUGAAGAGUGCUGCUGAAAGUGGGUGGGACUUCUCUUCCCGAUGGAUGGUAAACCAAAAUGGCGGGAACGAGGGUAACCUAACAGAUGCCCACACUAGAGACAUAAUACCAGUUGAUUUAAAUUCCUUCCUGUGUCAAGCUUUCAGCAUCAUGUCUAACUUUUACAAAACCUUGGACAAUGAUGAAAAAGCAAAUUUUUGGUCCGAGCAAACCCAAACCCUCAAAACUGCAAUAAAAGAGGUGUUUUACGACGAAGAUGAUGGUGUUUGGUACGACUACGACUCUAAAUUAUCCCAAAAACGAAAAUAUUUCUAUCCGAGUAACUUGACACCUUUGUGGGCACGUGCAAAUCAUCAAAUUGACCCAAAAAAAAUUAUAAAAUACUUAGAGCAAGUUUUAGACUAUGAAGGUGGUAUCCCUGCUUCUUUGAUAAAGUCUGGCCAGCAGUGGGAUUUCCCCGGUGCCUGGCCACCCCUACAAGAAAUUGUAAUUAAUUCUUUGUACCGAACAGGGGAUGAUGAAGCAAAUAACUUGGCAAAAGAGCUUGCUCAAAAAUGGAUCAAGUCCAACAUGGAGGCUUACAAUGAAUAUGGCGCCAUGUUUGAAAAAUAUGACGCUGAACAGGCCGGAAAACCGGGGGGAGGGGGUGAAUACGAAGUCCAGGAAGGCUUCGGAUGGACAAAUGGCGUAGCUUUAAUGUUAGUCAAAUGGGUUUAAU